Messenger RNA from Larimichthys crocea (large yellow croaker), 3710 nucleotides. Its product is annotated as thioredoxin reductase 1, cytoplasmic. Bases 213 to 1754 code for a protein of 513 amino acids. NCBI's taxonomy places the organism in Eukaryota, Metazoa, Chordata, Actinopteri, Sciaenidae. Gene Ontology annotation, cellular component: cytosol; mitochondrion. Gene Ontology annotation, biological process: cell redox homeostasis; cellular response to oxidative stress; glutathione metabolic process. The record is from RefSeq and is a predicted model, not a curated record. The transcript has 15 exons. Gene Ontology annotation, molecular function: flavin adenine dinucleotide binding; thioredoxin-disulfide reductase (NADPH) activity; glutathione-disulfide reductase (NADPH) activity.
GAAAAUACUCACCUGUAGUUUAUUUUAGACUAACGUUGUUCUGUCCUAAUGGCGCUCCUAUAAUUCCUACAUUUCUGGCAGCACCGGAACGCAUCUCUUCUAGCCUACAUGUUUCCCUCAGACGUGUCACCCUCCCUGCGCUUCCUCAGGAAAGCUGCUCAGGACUAACAGCAGAAGAAGGUUCUCAGUAUCUGGACCUGUAGCAGUGAAACAUGGACCCACCAACCGGGCCACCCGUGGGGCCUUAUGACUAUGACCUGGUGGUUAUUGGAGGUGGAUCAGGUGGUGUGGCUGUGGCAAAGGAAGCUGCAAUCUUGGUGAAAAAAGUGCUGAUCCUUGACCUUGUGGCUCCCUCUCCAAGAGGCACCGUGAGGGAACUGGGAGGUUCCAGUAUCAACAGUAUCAGCAUCAGGAGAUUUCUACAACAGGCGUCUCUACUGGGAAAAGCUGUUCAGGACUCUAAAGCAUAUGGCUGGAGGAUGAAAGAGCAUGUGUCUCAUGGAUGGAGUGAGCUGGUGGAGGCUGUACAGGAGAAGGUGAAGACUCGCAGUUCAGAGCUAAAGAGGGAGCUGAAGAGCUGUGGAGUCUAUUACCUCAAGGCUCGUGGAGAGAUAGUAGCACCGCACACAGUGGAGGUGACGGAGAUGAAUGGGAGGAAAAGACGUUUGACAGCAGAGACCCUGGUCAUCGCUACAGGAGGCAGACAUCAGUAUCUGGACAUACCAGGAGACAGAGAGUACUGCCUAACCUGUGAGGAUCUCCUCUCUCUAACUCAACCGCCAGGUCGGACCCUGGUGGUAGGCGGGUCUGCAGAGGGGUUGGAGUGCGCUGGCUUCCUGUUUGGCCUCGGGCUACCGGUAACCAUCAUGCCGCAACCUCACCUACUCCCAGGGUUUGAUCGGAGAAUGGCAGAGAAGAUAGAGAACCACAUGAUCGUUAACGGAGUGGACUUCCUCUAUAACUGUUCACUCAGCAAGGUGGAGCUGACUGAAGCCUGCAGUAAGGAAGUCGUUUUAGGUGCUUCUGCAACAGAACCACAGCAGGUUCCUCGAGGGAAACUUCGAGUGACCAUCACCUCCAAGGACGGCCAAACUAAACAGGAAGAAUUUGAUACAGUGCUGCUCGCCGUUGGGAGGAAAUCCUCCACCAGUGACAUUGGCCUGGAGUGUGUUGGGGUGCAGUGCAACCAGGACACCGGCAGGAUCCUGGUGAAUGAGAGGGAUGAGACCAGUGUAGAUAAUAUUUAUGCCAUAGGAUCAGUGCAGCAUGGACGCCCUUCCACAACAGGCCUCUCGGUGCAUUCUGGGACACUGCUGGCCCGCCGACUCUACAGAGAUGACAACAUCUUGUGUGAUUACACCAACGUGCCCACUGUUGUGCUCACUCCAGUGGAGUAUGCUGCAUGUGGUCUAUCUGAGGAGAAAGCCACUCUAACUUUUGGAGAACCCAAAGUAGAGGUGUAUCACAGAUACUACUGGCCCCUGGAGUGGGAGCUGCCUGCCAGGAAUAAAAACUCCUGUUAUGUUAAAGUCAUCUGCCACAUCCCAGACCAUGAGCGUGUGGUUGGUCUCCAUGUCAUGGGUCCUAACGCUGGAGAUAUUCUUCAAGGCUUUGUUGCAGCCAUGAAAUGUGGUCUUACUAAACAACAGCUAGAUGCCACAGUGGGCAUCCACCCUGGGACGGCUCAGGUGCUCAGCUUAUUGACUGAAACUCAGCGAAUGACUGAGGCCUUGAUGAUAAGGGGAAACUGCUGAGGUUAGCCCCCUGCUGUCAAUCACAGUUGCCUAUGGCAACAGUAGAAGACAGCAGGGAAGGGCUUGCUAUCACCAUGAAGAGCGACGGCGGCAGGAUGGCCAACUGACCAUCCAGUGACAUCUUCACCUGAAGCCUGGCAGACAGGCGGGCGAGGACCGAUGCUCUGCUGCCAAUGCACUUCUUACCUUGCGUGUGUUUGUGCCUGUGCUGCUUUUUAGGUUUCCUUGCAUUUUUAUGAACUGUUUGCUUCAAGCAUAACUUUGAAAUUUACCAUUGAUGCAUUUUUGUGGCUCUCAAGUUUAAGGAAGAUGCUCUCUAAUCUGCCUCCGAAAGCUCCUGUAAGCUUUAAUACAGCUGAGUUUUUAAUGGCUGCAUGAGAUUGAUAAGACUCUGGGAUUUGAUGCAUUUACAUGGAGUGAAAGCUCCGGCUUAUAGUCUGUGUUUUUAUUGCUAUGGCACAAGCGCUCAGGGGUUUUACAGCAUUAUUUUCAUGUAAUAUACUAGCCGAGGAUUAUGGAAUUACCCAAAUUAAUUGGGUUUAUCGGCAAAUGCUCUUGCUUUAAUUGAUGCAUAUGCUGUCUUUAUUGAGACAUUAGGCCAGAGUUCCUGAUGCAGUCCCUUGUUUGCUUUUUCUCUUUUAUGUUCUCUCUCUGAUUCAGAGCUGCCAUGCAUAACAGCUGCCUUCAAACAACUGUUGAAUAUUCAUGCAGAUCAUUAAGUGAAGUGUCUCAUACAAAUGAAUGCAGGAACCCGAGUGCAGAUAUUUCUUAAAAGCAUGCCGCUGACCCUGUGAGUUUUCCCCGCCACCUCAACUCUACACUCUGCAUUUAAAUCAGAAAAUGUACAUCUGUGGGCAUAGAACAUGAAUGUGCCCUCGUGCAAGGGCGUCAUUUUCAUUCUCAUGGUGUCCUGCAGCUUGUCACGAGUACAGCAGUUUCCAUUCAGUCCAUGUUAAUGCCUGUACUGUAAUGCGUCGUGCUGUUGCUUGCUGAACAUUGCAGCACUUAGAUGCAAAUUUCCCGAGGUUAUCCUCCAGACCACCUUCUGAUUCUCUCCCUGACAGACCUGCCUUGUGUAAGUAAGACAGAUCUCCUAAUUAGAAAAAGUGCACAGGAGUGUCUCUUUUGGCAUGUGCCUUAAAAUGCCAUUACAGCAUAAUUUGAUCAGAGGUAAGUAGCCUCUAUGACUUUGUCCGGGUCUCACAGCAAGGUUAAGAGGUCUGCUGCAUGGAUGUCUAUCUAUCACUGCCUGCUCAUUUUGGACAGUGUUCAGGGGUUUCGCCUGACCCCAGUGCAUUGUGUGCUGUAACACCACUAGAUGGCACUGUGGGGUAAUAUGAAUGAGGCAAUAUUCAAUGUUUUUUGUCCUUAAAUGAAGAAAAAUAAAAACAUAUACAGAUGUGUGGCUUUAACAAUUACUUCAGUAAUUCAGAUUAUAUGACCACCAACUACGAAUACUGAUGUUACUAUUAGCACGACUGCUUCUUCUGCUAUAAAGUGGCAAGAAAACAGAAAUACCCAAGUAAAGUACAAGUACCCCAAAACUGUAUCAGUACCUAAGUUAUUUUACUUUACUUACUUACCACAUAUCAGAGGCUCAGGUUGUACUUUUUACUGCAUUACAUUUAUAUGACAGAUAUUGCUCACAAUAUAUAUAAUUCAACUUCAGUUUCAUGAAUACAUUACUGUUACAGAUUGUUAUAGAUGAAACUAUCAGACUCACAGAAAGAAGAAAAAAAACUAAAACUAAACUGAAACUUCUUCCGAGUCCUUUGCAUUGUUGGUUACUUCCGCCACUGUACUCCUACAUCCAAAGUACAUAUAAAUACAGUACUUGAGUAAAUGUACAUCUCUUUUUACAGCUAUUAUAACUAAUGUUAUUAUAUCAUCACAAAAUCAUAUGUGAUGGUAGACAUAAUAAAAGAAACACUGUACUGUCAUUGGUGUGAAUCUCAC